Molecule: messenger RNA, 2112 nt
Organism: Manihot esculenta (cassava)
Lineage: Eukaryota; Viridiplantae; Streptophyta; Magnoliopsida; Malpighiales; Euphorbiaceae
Product: protein LURP-one-related 14
Exons: 3
Coding region: 1421-2017 (198 amino acids)
Source: RefSeq, a predicted model, not a curated record
GGAUAUGCUACUUGUAUGCCUGAUCUGGUGCAAUGAACCAUGAGGCUUUAUAUAUCAAGAACCUUUGGACUUGCAUGGAAAAGGUGCUUAUAUAUUCUAAAAUCCCAAACAUUUCAACACAUUAUCCAUUUUUCUCCUGGAGCACUGUGCUUUCCUUUUACGUUCACAUAUUCAAUGACAUAGUUUAUGACCUUGAUGAUCUGCCAUGUAAAUGGUGCUAAACAUACAUCCGCCACUUUCACUUCUUUUGUGUGGACUGUUGCUUAUGCGAGCCCAUGUGUCUCGUUUGUACAUCAGGAUUGGAGUGGGAGAGGUGUAAGCACCAGCUACUAUAAUAGAAUUCUAUCAGGAAUAAAAAUGUGCAUAGUUGCCUUAUUCAGGCCAGUUAUAUAUAAAAAGGCAUAUGGUUGGAGUUGUAGGCACUUCCAUAAAUCUUCAAAUCUAUUGUAGCUCUUAAAGUAAAUUAAUUUUAGAUUAGAAUCCUUAUUGUUUUAGCUUCAAUUUUCAAGAUAGCUCUCUCUCUCUCUCUUUCUACCUUUUUUCCCCUCAGAAUCUUCUUAUUAUGUAUUUAUUUAGUUUUCUGUUCGUUACAACAGUUAUCAUGUUCUCUGAAAUGUUUGAUUUUUUCUUUUCUUAAAUUGACUUAGUUUUUGUGAUGAACUUCUUCAACUGAUCAUAUAUAUGCACAAAGGUCCGUAUGGAUAUGAUUUUCCAGAGCAAAAAAUGAAUAAUUCGAUUUAUAAUUCAUAAUCUUCAUUGAUGUUGAGAAAUUAGGUUCAUAUCUUCGAUUAUGUGUUUUUCUGUGAUCACUUUCUAAUCUCAUCUAGGUUUUCUCUCGUCUUUAUGUUCAAUGGCUCAAUUUUUGUGCUGUAUUAAUCUGCUUCCAGAAGCUAUGUCAUAGAUGUUUAUCUUACCGACCUUUGAUUUGUAUAAUUGAGUUCCCACUGUUGGGUCAAAUGAAGGAAAAUAUGACUGCCGUCUUAUUUAUUUCAAAAAUGAAGGCAGAUAUUCAAAGAGGUGUAUUAAGCUUCAUGUUUAUCUAAAUAUUCUAUAUAUGCAGGGCUCUUAGAAAUCUAUUGAUGUGCAAUAAUAAUAAUAAAAUGAUCCAGUCUUUAUACUCGGUCUAUAUUCAAACAAGGAGAAUGAAAUUUCUCUUGGCUGACCUCAGUUGGUUAUUUGUUUUAUUUGUGAUGUCUGACCUUGGUGCCUUGUUAUCUUUGCCAAUCCAAAGAACUCAAUUUCCUGGAAAAAUACACAUGGCCCUGGACUGUACCUAUUUAAGUUACUCACAUGUUUGCAAGAGGUUACAUACCUAGGAUCUGCAGAGUCCGAAGGACAACCAAAUCAGUGAAAACUUAAGAAUCAUCUUGCAAUAUUGUACACUGAUCUACUGUUUUUAGAGUUUCUGGUGCAUUUUUUGAUGGAAACUUCUGAGGUAGCAGAUGGAGUACCUAUUGUCAGUGUUGUAGGGUAUGGCUUCUGUGUCCCUUAUCCUGUAGAGUUAAUCAUCAAGAAGAAAUCUCGUGGGCUCUUUGGUACACGCUUUGAAGUACUGGAUGCUAGUGGCAAUCUCUUCCUUCAAGUUGAUGGCUUCUAUCGAAACUUCCAGAAGAAAAGAAUGAUGCGUGAUCCUGCUGGUUUUCCUAUCCUCACAAUGCGUGAAAAGGUACUUACGAUCAGGGAACGUUGGUUAGUUCAUCGAGGAGAAAGUUCAGAAACGAAUGAUCUCCUCUUCACGGUGCAGCGAUCUCAUGCUUUACAGAUGAAAACAAGGCUUGAUGUCUUUUUAGCAAGCAGCACCAAUGGAGAUAUCAGCAACUUUCAGGUUGUUGGUUGCUAUUCUUCUCAGUCUUGUAAAGUUUAUAAAGGUGAUACUUUGGUUGCAGAGGUGAAUCACAAAUUUACCUGGGGAAGUUUCUUGGAUGGUAGAGAAAAGUUCAGGCUGCAAGUUUAUCCAGGAGUAGAUUAUGCCUUCAUUGUGACAUUGGUUAUUAUUUUCAGUGAAAUUGACAUGUAACAUUGUUUAUCAUUCUUUUAAAGUCCAUUUUAUAUAUGUUUACCAGACACCUCUAUUAUAAUGUUUCUUGGAAUAUUAUCAUAUUUGUUCUUUUU